UUCUAGAAACAUGUAUGCCCCAUCAACAUCAAAUCCCAUUGCGCCUACUUGCAUUAACAAGUCUUCAUCAUUCCUCUAUUUAGGCAUUGUACAAAAGGAAUACAGAUAACCCCUUACCUCGUACGCUGGAUCUGCAACAGCUCAUAAUCACUCACAUCUCUUCAUAAUAUACCCACAUUAAAUUAUACAGUACCCCUCACUGUUACUCCUUGCCCCUCCCUAAAUUCUCCAAUCCCAUGCUUGGACUGCACAACUUCCGAAGAAAAACGUGUGUGCUGAUGUGAUGUUAUACAUGGUGGUAUAGUAUGGCAUGUAUGGCCCAGCAGAGAGAGUAGUUGUAUACUAGUAGUAGUGUUUGUUUGUGCAUUCAUGUGGUUGUAAAAUCACAGGAAUUGACAGGAGCUUACCUUGCUUUCAGGAUUGAGAAGUGGCAAGGAAGUGAAGUCCUGUUCUUGUUGUUAUAGACUUGGAUAUCAAGCCCCCCUCCUCCUCCUUCCCCUUCAAGUACAUUACAAGGGACCCCUCUAGACAACCCGAAUUCCAUUUGUAUCAAUAAUUUUGAUCCACCCAUUUGAUCUUGGAUGUACAUCUCACUGUAGAGCCAGAUCUGUAUAUCAAAAGGUGCAGUAGAUUCUCAAAAAACUGUUUUGUACAGGCAUCUUGGUUUAAACUAAAUGCUCCAAGGUUUUAGACUCGGGAUUGUGCUACACAAAUUUGGCAACUGGAGAUUAAAGACGAGCAUGUUUGGAUGUCCAGAGAAAGGGAACAGUUGGAGAACUUUCAGUCAUCUUCCAGAAGAGCGAUUUAUCAUAAGCAAGCAGAUGCGGAUCGAAUGGGGAGGAGACAAAUACUGGGACCUCCUGGGGCUUUGAACACUACAACUCCCUGUGCUGCUUGCAAGCUUUUGAGGAGAAGAUGUGCUCAGGAAUGCCCAUUUUCUCCUUAUUUUUCUCCUCAUGAGCCUCAGAAAUUUGCCUCAGUUCACAAGGUGUUUGGAGCAAGCAACGUCUCCAAGAUGCUCAUGGAAGUUCCUGAAAGCCAAAGGGCAGAUGCAGCCAACAGCCUAGUUUAUGAAGCCAAUGUGAGGCUAAGAGAUCCAGUGUAUGGAUGCAUGGGAGCAAUCUCUCAAUUGCAACAGCAAGCACAGACCCUCCAGGCAGAACUCAAUGCAGUGAGAGCAGAGAUUAUGAGAUACAGAUACAGAUCAGAACAGGUAGCAGCAGCAGCUGCCAUGCAACAUCAGCAGCAACAGCCUCCUCACUCACCACAUACUUCAAUGCUGCCAAUGCCUGCAAAUUCAUCUAUGUAUUCCCCAGGAAGUGCAUCUACAGACUACACUAGCAUGUCCCAUGACCAUUCUUAUUUUGGCUGAUGGAUCAAAUCAAUCAAUCAACCAAUUACAAGAGUGCCAACAUAAGCUUUUAUACAAGAGCUGCCUGCCAUUCUCACAGUGAGGGGGUGAGCAUUCUUCUUCUUUUGUUUCAAGGUAGAGAGAGGUUGAUGGUAGUGUUCUAUAUAUUUGUGAAGACCCAUAUCUCACAUUCAUUCAUAUUGAAUAAUAAAACUUCAUAGUGUUAUUGUACAGGUGCCCUUGAGGGGACCUCCUCCUAUCUAUGUCAUUCUAUUCUGAGCUGAAUUUGCAAUUGAAUUCAUUUUGGUAUUAUGCAAAUAUAGAUAAAUGACAAUGAAGAGAUUUUUA
Messenger RNA from Cryptomeria japonica (Japanese cedar), 1699 nucleotides. Its product is annotated as LOB domain-containing protein 15. NCBI's taxonomy places the organism in Eukaryota, Viridiplantae, Streptophyta, Pinopsida, Cupressales, Cupressaceae. The transcript is spliced from 5 exons. The record is from RefSeq and is a predicted model, not a curated record. Bases 749 to 1372 code for a protein of 207 amino acids.